AUGACUCUCUCUCUCUCUCUCGUGACGCGCGCGCUCUGUCUCUCUCUCGUGACGCGCGCGCUCUGCCUCUCUCUCGUGACGCGCGCGCUCUGCCUCUCUGUUUCUCUCUCUCAUGACUCUGACUCUCCUGGCUCUCAUGACACACACACACACACACUCUCUCUCUCUCUCUCUCUCUCUCUGCGGUCUUUUGGCGGCUUGGGAUCGGCACGAUCUUCUGCUCGUUCUGACGCUGUUAGCAGCGCAGCCAACGCUACGACGACCGUCGUGGUGCCGACAACCAUCAGCACUGCGGCGCCGACCACCCAGCCUAACACGACGACAACCACUCCAGUGUCUCCCAAAACAAGUUCUUCCACCUCGCCCGUGCCCACUGAGACGGGAAACAUGACCACGACGAUGAGCACUUCCACCACCACGACUCAGCCGGAGAUCAAGCGUGACAUUGCCGAGCUGAAAAAGGGCAUCAUUGCCGGUGGCUGGAUUCCCUUUGUCGCCUUCGUCGGUGUCUCCAUCAUCUUUGCCUGGUCCUUUGUCGGCUUUUACCAACACAAACGCGAGAAAGAACUGGGUUCAACCAUCGUGGCCAUCAUGGCCAUUGUUGUGUCUCUCUUGACCUGUGCCCUGGUCCCUGUCGACAUCUACCUCGUUUCGUCCUUCAAGGGUAGCAACGGUGGCUUUCACGACUGGGCCUUUGAUCACUAUGAAGAUGUCACCGACACUGUGCGCUUUGCCUACUACACCGUCUAUGCCCUGGUCUGUGCCUUCGUUUUUUGCAUCAUCCCGAUGGCCUACUUCUUCUUUGAAGCCAAGGACGAGGUCGAGGGCACUUCCUGCAUGAAGCGUUUCUCCUCGGCUAUCAAGUAUACCCUCGGUAUCUUGAUUGUCUUUGCCAUCAUUAUGGUAGUCGGUGCCUUUGCCAUUAACACGGAUGGCACCAAUUGCUCGGACGAUAUCAAUUCGGCCAAGGCUGCCGAGGAUGCGUCCAAGUGUCGCGCUGAGUAUGCCGAAAAGUCAUUGACAAGCAACGGUGGCAAUAACGCCAUUUCGUUCGCCAUUGGCCUUUUGACCACCAUCGGUGUUGGCUACUACGUAUACUACACGGCCUGGGGCAUGGUGGCCAUGCCUAUCGAUAUGAUCCGCAGUCGCAGCAACAACUCGACUCAUUACAAAGCGCUGCGCGCCGUUCAGGAGGAUCGUGCUCAAGCUGAUGACCAGCUGCGCAUCAAUGAAGAGAAGCAAGACGAAAUUCGCAACAAGUACCGCAGUGGAAACAAAAAGGGCAAAUCCAUGUCUGCUCGUGACCGCCGGACUCUCGAGAAGAUGGAGCACGAACACCGUGUAUUGAGCCGAGCAACUGCAAAGGCGGAUCAGAUUGAGCGCGGAUUUUGCGGUCGUGUCGGUCAAUGCCUACGCCCCUUCCAGUUCAUCUUUGGCAUCGUCUUCUUCCUCCUGAGCCUGUUUCUGGUCCUUUGCUUGACCAUGACGGCGGGUGAUAAGCUGCUGCAAAUUACCCAGCAGCAUCUUAACUGGAAGACUGGCUAUACCCAUGCCGCCCCCAAGCUGAUCAACCCCGUGGAUUUGGCCAUGACCACGUUUCAAAAGGCAUUCCCAGUGGAUUACGUUUUGUUGUCCCUCGUGAUUUACUUUUUCCUUUUGACCACCAUGUCUGGCAUCAAACACCUCGGCGUCCGUUUCUGCGGCAUGAAGGUUUAUGAUAUCAAAGCCCGGCGCACUGUGCCCCAGGCUCUUUUGUUCAUGUGCACGAUCGUCAUGUUUACGCUGCUAUUCUUGAAUGUUGUAUUCUUGACCCUUGCCCCACAAUACGUCACCUACGGCAACCAAAUGUAUUCAUCAUUCCCCAAAGACGCCAACGUCACUGGUUCUUACCAGUUGUACCCGUCUCAUCCAUCCCAAUGCAGCUCCAAGGCGCCCCUUUAUGUCUACACGGCUGAGAACGCGACAGACACGAUUCAAUUUAACAUUGACAUUUACGACGAGAAGAAGGACACAUGCAACAUGACAGCCAUUAAAGAGCUGACGCUUUACCCCCAAGAGCUUUUGAGCAACAUUACAUCUUGUCGCCGUGAACCGGCGUGUGUCUCAACGCGUAUCGCGGCUCUGCUGCACGCUUUCUUCUACAACCUGUGGUUCUUUGGCUUGAUCUACUACUGGGCCAACUGGGCCUUCUUCCUUGUGUUCCUGGCAGGACUUUUCUAUUUGACGUGCACCCAACGCAAGAGUCUCAUUCGUUCUCUCGUCAGUGAUGCCAAACACGACUUUUACGACAGCGAUGAUGACAUGAAGCCGUUCAACCCGUCGUGGGCCUGA
Molecule: messenger RNA, 2331 nt
Organism: Monosiga brevicollis MX1
Lineage: Eukaryota; Choanoflagellata; Craspedida; Salpingoecidae
Exons: 23
Coding region: 1-2331 (776 amino acids)
Biological process (GO): protein localization to vacuole
Cellular component (GO): vacuolar membrane
Source: RefSeq, a predicted model, not a curated record